AUGCGCUUGGGUCGCAAGGUCUUCGACAUGUCUGAAUCAAAGCGAUCGGCUGCUAAGCUCUUCAACAACCCUGCGCUAUCCGACGUCAAGAUCAAGCAAAUUCACGAAGGUCAUACGCGCGAGUACUAUGCGCACAAGGCUGUGCUAUGUCUAGAGUCUAACUACUUUCUCAAUGCUUUCACUGGCAACUUCAAAGAAUCAUCUGAGGGUAUCAUGGAACUCCACGAAGACGAUCCCGAACACUUCGAGUUCCUUCUCAAGUUCAUGUACACCGGCGCGUACAACAAAGACGAGAUCGCGAAAUUCGCGGGCGACGACAAGAACAAACGGGUGCUUGUUCCAAUCGGUGUACACGCUAUCGCCGACAAGUAUGACGUCGUUAAGCUCUACGAGCCAGCUGCGGAAGACGUGAAGGCUGUACUCGUGGAUGCUGACAAGGACAAAGAGAUGCUUAUCACUGCAAUCCACGCUCACUACGGUACCGAGGUCAAUGUCGAUGGGGCUAUGGACGUCUCAUAA
Molecule: messenger RNA, 519 nt
Organism: Alternaria ventricosa
Lineage: Eukaryota; Fungi; Ascomycota; Dothideomycetes; Pleosporales; Pleosporaceae
Exons: 3
Coding region: 1-519 (172 amino acids)
Molecular function (GO): protein binding
Source: RefSeq, a predicted model, not a curated record